Didymodactylos carnosus is the source of this 1992-nucleotide messenger RNA. Lineage: Eukaryota; Metazoa; Rotifera; Eurotatoria; Philodinida; Philodinidae. The record is from the annotation of a GenBank genome assembly.
AUGUGUAUUCAUUUGUGCAAAGUUUCAAGUUGAAAUUCAACAUUUCAGGUUUUCAGGAAAAACCAGUACCACAGGAGAAAAUUCACUUGUAAUUCAAAUAUCCCAGAAACGAAGGACCAUGGGCACGAAUGCUUUUAGGGUUUUCUUAGUCUCAACAAGGUCUGUCAAUGGCCAAAAUAUGGAGUCGAAAGCGCUAGAUUAGUUGGGGUAGUUCCCUCGUAAGAUUCGCUUAAAAAAUAAGCUCUUUUAACUUAACAUAGCGGAAGAAAGGAAGUUUUAGAACGUUCUCUAGCUGAAUGAGUACGAUGUGUUAUUUUUCUUCAAAAUAAUACAAAUCCCAACUCAAUAUGUUUUGAUCUCGACCAAGUUCGAAAGGAUUUUGUGAGUAGUACGGAACUGUUGUUUAAAAAUGAUAGUUUUUGUCGGUGUAGUUAAGAAAAGAAAAGAUUUUCUCCCCAAACACCUCUGGUUUUGAAAAAUGCUAAAUAUAGCCAUUUGAUAGAGCUUUCCAAGGGCUAUAAGAUGACUGUCUUCUCGUCUUUAUACUUCAAAACAUGAAAGAUAAAAAUCGAAAAAGAGGUUGGAAAGCGAUAGAAGUUAAAGUUUCGCAGUAUUAUCCCCAUAGCCUUUUUAUUGUUAAAAUAGGAAACAAAAUGUUCAAUACGUUUUUUGGAGAGAAUUUAAAGGUGCAUCUUUUGAAAGAAGUUUAAGAUUGAACAAUGUAAUGGAGAAGAUUUAUGUCAAAAAUACGGAGAUGGUCAUUAAUAAAUACCACGGCAUCCGUAAUAAAUAAAAUUUAUUUUACCUGAAAAGCCGUUAUAUGUUUGAAGGGUGAGGGCUGAAUACAUGAUCCGAAUACAAAUGUAAAUAAUGAUUCUCGUUCAGAAAAACACGUUGAUUCGUUAGAAGAAGGAGAGGUGUGAAAUGAAGAUUGAACACCGAUUUGAGUGAAUACUGAAUAAUUUCUGGAUGAAGUUAGAUGUACUUUGUACUCAUAAUGAGUACACGAAUUUAAAUUGUUCAGUAUAUAAACAUGUUCGUCCGAUAGUCGAGGUUGAAAGCGAUGAGUGAUCCAAUCUGCUUCAACUUCUUUUGUUAAUAUUUGAUAGCCAAAAUCGUCUGUGUUAUUCGUGCAUACAGAAUCACAGUAAAUCCAAAUUUUAAUUUGUUGAUCAGUAAUACAAAAUGAUUGGAACAUGGUAAUGAGACAUUGUUAUGAAACACUUUGCUUUUAUACAAUAUAGAAUCCUUAUUAUCUAGGAUGAUGGUAUGGAAAUCUAUGAUUCAUCUAUUUCUGUCUGGAAAAAAUAUGUUGGAUCAAAAAAUCCCACUCUAUCUAGUUCUGAUUUUGAUAAUGAAAAACAAUUUUAUUUUACAUUUGAUUAUGGAAAACAUGUUUCUUUCUUUGUUCUAGAUACGCGUGCAUAUGCUUCACCCAUUUAUCAACAAGAUAGUUCUGAUAAAACAAAACUAGGAGCAAAACAAUUACAAGUACUAUUCAAAUGGUUAAAAGAUUCAACUUCAACGUUUAAAUUUCUUGCAUCACCUGUGGCAUGGGCUCAAAGAGUUGGCAAACUUUUGCCACAAAAGCCCGAUAUUUGGGCAAAUUAUUUAUUUGAGCGUAAUAAAAUUUUUGCUUAUAUCGCGGAAAACAACAUAACCGGUGUUAUUUUAUUAUCGGGCGACUUACAUUGGUCUCACGUAUUCGAAAUCAACUCUUACCUGUACGAAUUUGGAACAUCGCCGAUGCAAACUUUUGGUUUACCAAAAUGGAUUCACAAUGAUGUUAAAGAGGAAAAAUUGCUAUUUGUGCAAGAGUGGAAGAAUACAUUCGGACAAAUUCAAAUUCUAAAAGAUGAACAAACAAAAGAACUUGUAGUGCAUUAUACGCUGUUUGGAUAUUAUUAUUUGUAUCCGUCUCCAGUUUAUGAGUUAAAAUUACGCGAAUCACAAUUAGUUCCAAAACCGUACAAUAAACACAAUUUUACAUAA